UUGACAAACUGCGCACAGUAUAUGCUGACUAUCGGUAACUAUGGAGUGGCAGAAAGUUUAAGCAGGAAGGCAGUCAAUACCAGGAGCAAAGUGCUAGGAGAAGAGCAUCCUGAUACGCUGACGAGCAUGGCCAACUUGGCAUCAACAUACUGGAACCAGGGACGAUGGAAGGAGGCAGAAGAGCUCGAGGUAGCAGUGUUAGAGACAAGCAAGAGAACGCUAGGAGAGGAGCAUCCUGAUACGCUGACGAGUAUAGCCAACUUAGCAUCGACGUACCAAAACCAGGGGCGAUGGAAAGAGGCAGAAGAGCUCGACAUGGCAGUAAUAGAGUCAAGGAAGAGAACGCUAGGAGAGGAGCAUCCUGAUACGCUGACGAGCAUGGCCAACUUAGCAUCGACAUACUGGAACCAGGGACGAUGGAAGGAGGCAGAAGAGCUCGAGGUAGCAGUGUUAGAGACAAGCAAGAGGACGCUAGGAGAGGAGCAUCCUGAUACGCUGACGAGCAUGGCCAACUUAGCAUCGACAUACUGGAACCAGGGGCGAUGGAAGGAGGCAGAAGAGCUCGACAUGGCAGUAAUAGAGUCAAGGAAGAGAACGCUAGGAGAGGAGCAUCCAUCCACGCUAACGAGUAUGGCCAACUUAGCAUCAACAUACCGAAACCGGGGACGAUGGAAAGAGGCAGAAGAGCUCGAGGUAACAGUGCUAGAGUCAAGGAAGAGAACGCUAGGAGAAGAGCAUCCAUCCACGCUGAUGAGCAUGUGUAAUCAAGCUAUUCUGUGGAAAGACCACGGCCGGGUUGAAGAUGCUCAUGCCCUCAUGCGGAACUGUGUAGUUAUAAGACAACGAGUGCUUGGUACGGACCAUCCGCAGACGUUAUCAUCAGUGGCAUGUCUUGCU
Messenger RNA from Fusarium oxysporum Fo47, 897 nucleotides. RefSeq names its product ATP/GTP binding protein. NCBI's taxonomy places the organism in Eukaryota, Fungi, Ascomycota, Sordariomycetes, Hypocreales, Nectriaceae. Gene Ontology annotation, molecular function: protein binding. The record is from RefSeq and is a predicted model, not a curated record. The transcript has a single exon. Gene Ontology annotation, cellular component: kinesin complex. The annotation marks the transcript as partial.